GUCACUAUUGCGCAUGCGUGGUUCCGGUGUCGCGGUCAACAUGACGCUCUUUCAUUUCGGGAACUGCUUCGCUUUGGCUUAUUUCCCGUAUUUUAUCACCUACAAAUGCAGUGGCCUGUCCGAGUAUGGUGCCUUCUGGCGGUGUGUGCAGGCGGGAGCCACCUACCUGUGUGUGCAACUGUGCAAGAUGCUGUUUUUGGCAACAUUUUUCCCGACCUGGGAAGGAGCAGUUGGAGCUUACGACUUUAUUGGGGAGUUCAUGAAAUGUACGGUAGACCUCGCUGACCUGUUGGGCUUGCACUUAGUUAUGUCUAGAAAUGCAGGAAAGGGAGAGUACAAGAUAAUGGUCGCAGCUUUGGGCUGGGCCACAGCAGAACUUGUCAUGUCCAGGUGUCUCCCUCUGUGGGUUGGAGCUCGUGGCAUUGAGUUUGAUUGGAAAUAUAUCCAGAUGAGCAUUGAUUCUAACAUCAGUCUGGUACAUUACAUGGCUGUGGCUGCCCUUGUCUGGAUGUGGACACGCUACGACCUUCCCACACAUUUCCGGCUGCCUGUUACAGUUCUUUUGGGACUCAGCAUGUACAAGGCUUUCCUUAUGGACUGUUUUGUGCACAUCUUCCUCCUGGGCAGCUGGACUGCACUUCUCCUGAAAGCUGUGAUCACCGGUCUCCUGUCCUUCAGCUGCCUCACGCUCUUUGUAAGUUUGGUUCAUGGCAACUGAGCCUCUGGAGAUUCCGUACGGCCAAUAGCGAACAAGCAGUUUGGGCUCUGCCUCUUUUCCUUUGAUUGACAAAAGCGCCAGAGAGUUGGACUGUUUAUGAAUUUUGAUUUAAAUUAAUUUCAUAUAGACUUUAUAUAAUAAAAUAUUUGUGGACCAGA
Molecule: messenger RNA, 876 nt
Organism: Bombina bombina (fire-bellied toad)
Lineage: Eukaryota; Metazoa; Chordata; Amphibia; Anura; Bombinatoridae
Gene: TMEM147
Product: transmembrane protein 147
Exons: 7
Coding region: 14-718 (234 amino acids)
Source: RefSeq, a predicted model, not a curated record